AUUCUCUACACUGAUCAUCAGCACACUGCAGUCAUGUCAGAAGCUAAAGCUGAAGUUGGAGCCGGUGAAGUCAUGACUGAAGUUGAACAUGAAUGUGGAGAUGAAUGUGGAGAUGAAUGUGGAGUUGGAGCCUGGACCAAAGUGAAGCCUGUCACUCUAGAAGUGAUAAAGAUUUGCAUUGAGGUGAAGACACGGAUAGAGAAGAUAAUUGAUGAUUCAAAGACUUUCAUUCCUCUGCUCUACUCUCGCUUCCCCUCUCAGUUUGAGAAAGGAACAAACUAUUUCGUCAAGGUGUUGGUUGAUCAUGGGGAUGGAGUGUGUGUUCAUGUGAAGAUACAUCAGGCUCCUAUCUGUAAUGGAGGAAAACUGAGAGUGACUGGAAUUCUGUUCGAUAAAACCUUUGUUGAUCCGCUGAAGCCCUUCUGAACACUUACAGAAAUAGUCUGUCUUUAUUUAAUAGCAGACACAUGUAAUAAGAGGAACUACUGAAAUACUUUCAAUCCUCAAUAUUAAACUGCAUUCAAGUC
Molecule: messenger RNA, 527 nt
Organism: Carassius auratus (goldfish)
Lineage: Eukaryota; Metazoa; Chordata; Actinopteri; Cypriniformes; Cyprinidae
Product: cystatin-B-like
Exons: 3
Coding region: 34-426 (130 amino acids)
Cellular component (GO): cytosol
Molecular function (GO): cysteine-type endopeptidase inhibitor activity
Source: RefSeq, a predicted model, not a curated record